This is a messenger RNA of Hymenoscyphus albidus, 4047 nucleotides long. The record is from the annotation of a GenBank genome assembly. NCBI's taxonomy places the organism in Eukaryota, Fungi, Ascomycota, Leotiomycetes, Helotiales, Helotiaceae.
CAAAAGAGAACACCUCAGAUUGUCCUCUCCACGAUUCUCCAAAUCAACCCUCCUCUCCUCUGCUGCUGCUCCCUCACAGCCUGACGAUCGUCCUCUGAUCGCGGCGUCACGCUCGUUAACUGCAACGCUCCCGUCUCCCGACUCCCUACCUCUCCUGCGUCCCAGACCCUGGUAUCGAACAUCCGAUUGCAUCAGCCCUCCAGCCCUCCCUACCCCAGCGUCCUACCGGCAGACUCACCACCAUACAGAAAAGCAAAGCAAUUUACCUGUCUCGAGCACACUCUUUUUGGCAACGACGUAGAAGGCGAUCUCCCCUCUCUCCACACACCGCGGCACCUUGGACCCGAGUGGUAGAGCACGCUGCAUCUCUGAGACCCGAGGCCAAUAAUUCUUCCCAGCAGAUAACCGCACGAGAUGGCACCAUCCCCUCCGCGCUUGCGGAUUCUAUCAGGUUGGUUCUUCCCGUCUGGAGUUGACCGCGGCUCUUGGGCAGCACCCUUUCCACGUUGAUCCCAUACGGCCAUACCGAAGUCUUCUCUCUUGCAGCAGCACCCUUUUACUUUCUAUGAUUCUCCCGGGUUGAAAGACGAAAUAGUGAUGAGCGAAAUGGAUGAUCUAAUACGAUUUUGUGUAGUGGGCGGUAAUGCGGUAUCAGCCUUUCUCUCAUGGCGACUUCAAGCCACCAACGCCUGCGACGUAACUUUGGUGUGGAAAUCUGGCUUUGACGCCGUCUAUCAAUAUGGUAUCUCCUUCAAGUACGUUUAAGCGACGCCAGAUGGAUACGCCGAACUAUCAAUUGACAACUACAUUCUAGAUCCUCGUCCUUUGGAAACGAACGAUUCAAGCCUCGACAUGGUACUGCACUACACCCCUUAUAAUCCAGGAAAACACACAUAUACUAAUCGUGGGGAAUAGUUGUCCGAGCACCAGAAGAUGCCGCAGGCAGCAAAGAAGGAGCCUUUGACUACGUCCUACUCUGCGUCAAAGCUCUGCCAGAUGUCUACGAUUUGGCCGCCGUCAUUGAAUCCGUCGUGACCCCGCAACACACAUGCAUUCUCGUCAAUACUACCCAUACGUUGGGCGUGGAAGCACAUCUGGAGUCGAGGUUUCCAAGCAACGUCGUCUUAUCUCUAGUUUCCGGCGCGGAGAUCACACAGUUGGGCGCUAGUGAAUUUGAACACAAAGGCUCAACAGAGAUAUGGGUUGGCCCGGCCAACAAAAAUUCCGCGAUGCCAGGAACGAUUCAAAAUGACAUGGCCGAUGCUCUAGCCAUGACAUUGAGUAGCGGUCAAGUGGAUUGCCAUGUGUCCCCUAACAUCCGGCAGCAACAGUACGAGAGGAUGAUUGGGUAAGUGCCAGUGGAAGGAAGGCAGAAACACAUGCUAAUUGGUACCGUUUUAUAGCCCAAUUGCUUUCCAUCCUCUGAGCGUCAUAUUUGAGACUCCUUCUCACUCCGCUCUGUUGGAAAAGGUUGGCGUGAAGGCACUGGUUUCGGACGUAUUUGAUGAGCUUCUCGCUCUCGCACAAGCACAACAAUGCACGUUUCCCGCCGAUUUCAAGGACAAGGUUAUGGCCGAGAUGCUCAAGCCAACAGAGGCCAACAGUAUCAUGUACCAGGAUUUUGCUGCCAAACGACCAAUGGAAGUAGAGACCUACCUAGGAUCGCCAAUCAAGCUUGCACAAUCCGCUAGUAUUCGCGUUCCACGCAUCGAGACACUCUACGCGAUUCUCCAUAAUGUCAACAUCAUCAAUCAGCAAAGAAAGGACGCACCUCUGCCUGUACCUGCAUCGGUGCCUGCUUCAUUAGCCUCGCCCACCAUGGCUCCACCCCAAAGGCUUUCCUCUGCACCACCGCCUAGGCCCAUGAAUGGUGCACCAAAUGGGAACCAUCACCCACCACAUGGCCCACCUCGCGGACGAGGAAGAGGUCCUCUAAUGGGUGGUCCUCCACCUGGAAUGCGAAGGGGUCCUCCACCGAUGAAUGGCGGUCCUAAUGGGUACCCCCCAAGGCCUAUGACCAAUGGCAAUAACAAUGGAUUCCCGGCUCCUCGAAAUCAAUCAAGACGAGGCUCGCUCGAAGCAAAUGACUUGGAAGAAUUCAGUCACCUUGUACUGUAUGACGACAUACCAGAAUCUGGAGAAUCAAACUAUGGCGGAGAAACGGGUGGUCAACCCGGUGGUGAAAUUGCUCUUCGCGAAAGAGAACUAAUGCUUAGACAACGGGAACUUGCUCUUCGAGAGCAAGAGAUGAGAAUGCGCCGUGGGGGUGGUGGGGGCGGUGGCCCAAGAGGACCUCACCGGGGGCCUCCAACACCGUCUAUCAGGAAUGGUGGGCAUGGCGGGAAUGGCGGAUUUGACGACGACGAUGACGAUGAUUAUUUCGAUCCUGCAGAUGCCCCUCCAUUGCCUCAAAUUGACCCUGACAAUUUCGAUAUGAUGAGUGUAACCUCGCGGCGAAACCGCAAGGCGCCGAGUGCCCAACAAAUACGCAAAAACCCCGAGUUCGGAGAUGUACCAACACCCCGAGGGCGAGGCGGUUUCAUGCGACCAGGCAUGCCGAGGAACAAUCGGUCUAGUGCCAGAAUUGCCAGCGCUGGUAUCCCAGGUCUCCACGAUAAUCUGAUGGAUGACCCCCUAAUGGGGUACUCAUCGAAUCGAUACGGCCUUGUAGAUCGAGCUCAGAUUGGGAUGGAGUCGAGGAGCAAUUCGUUGACUGCGGCACGUCUCGACGAACUACAAUAUGGGGGAGCAUCACCAGGCCCGGGACACCGCCCAAGAAGAGCCAGUCAAUCGCCUGGCCAUCCUUUUAACCCUGCGAUGGGUAGAGGGGGUGGCAGACCUUCUCCGCCAAACGGAUUCGGCAAUGGAAGACCUUCACCACCUGGAAACAUGAGACAACCAGUCCCACGUCAUCCACCGGGUCAAGGAAAUUCAGUUGCACCUCAACAGGUUGAGCAAUAUGCAGGGGUGAGCGCCCUACACCCGCCUAAAGGCCCAAAUAAUGUUCGAAGUCUGACGGGUAGUGCAAGCGCCAGCGCGGGGAGUGGUGAUAGCGCCAAUAUUGACUCCGAACCCUCAGCCCAUAGUAGCCAGAGCAGCUUGGGGCCACGACCAACUAUCGGCGUACGGUAAUACAAAAAGGAGUUAAAAGGUCCAUUUCGGUCAUGUUUGAAGCACAGCAUCACAAUAUGUCUGGAGACGCUUGAUAAAGACAAGCCUCACAGCUCAACCUAAUAUUUUCCACCAGGUCUUUUUCUACGAUUCGCGACCUGAUCGUCUUUCAAUUUGCAUAAACUCUUCCACCUUUUACUUCGCUUUAAUGGACUUUUGACUGGAGACGGAAAGAACAUGAUGAGCAUCCACUGCGGUGGAAAAAAUAAUGAUGAAUACCGGGAAUUAGACUUUGGGAGCUUUCGGGGGUACACAAACCUGCUUUUUUUGGUCCUUUUUCGAUUCGGGCAUGCAGUACAUACGCACAGUGCGAUACACGGCACGAAUUCUUGUUUCUUUCUCACACAGCCCUUGGUAAUAAUUGCAUUGGGGUCGGCGUCUGAUGUAUGUCCUGCAUAUACUUUUCUUUUUCUUUUCUUUUCUUUUUCCUUUUAUUUCACGCCGGCCUAGGGAUGUUGGAGGGGAACAAUAUUAAGGGUGUCGAGAGAGGUUGUAAUCUGGAGGGCAGGGAGCAAGAGAACUUCUUCAGUAUAUGACAGAUGGAGGGAUUCUCGAGAAAUGUUUUUCGCGCGGCUGAAUGGAAUUUCAAUGAGGUGGGCAUCUUCUCAGCUCGACACCGUGUAUUAAUCACAAAUCCAAGGGGACAGUUGGUGGAAAAUUAGGAGGGUUUGGGGUGGGGGAUGUUGUUGUUUCUCUCUCUCUCUUUGGGUGGUAAAAGGAACUUGUAUAGAGGGGUGGUCUGAGAUUGAUGGUACUUUUCUUUUCUUCUUGAAGGGCUGCUUGAACGGGGACGGGUGGUUCGAAUGAAGGGAAGGGGAAAGGUGGAUCAUUUUCAGCAAAUAAAUAUGGAAAGUUCAAUGGACUUUUGUUUCGAGC